GAGGGGCGGUGGCGUCCCAGGGCGAGGCGCUGACGUGAGUUCGGCGCACCUGGGUUGGGCAGGUAAGGGCCGGUGCGGGACACGGAGCGGAGCUCCAAGACUCUACCUGCGCAAAGCCAGGUGUGCUUGGCGGACCGAUCAAGGAGAGCUGUGGCGACGGGAGAUCUUAACUGGGGACGUGGUUUGGAGGGACGUCCGCUUCUUGUCGCCGGACUGAGAAAAGAGUCUUUGGCCAGCCCAGAGGAAGGAGAGUUGACUUGAGGCCCAGCUCUUUGGAUCCCCGUGGAUACACUGCCCGCUCAUCUCUAUCAUGGCCCUCCACCCCCGCAGAGUUCGGCUGAAGCCCUGGCUGGUGGCCCAGGUGGAUAGUGGCCUGUACCCCGGGCUCAUCUGGCUACACAGGGACUCCAAACGCUUCCAGAUUCCCUGGAAACAUGCCACCCGGCAUAGCCCCCAACAAGAGGAGGAAAAUACCAUUUUCAAGGCCUGGGCUGUGGAGACAGGGAAGUACCAGGAAGGGGUGGAUGACCCUGACCCAGCUAAAUGGAAGGCCCAGCUCCGCUGUGCUCUCAACAAGAGCAGGGAAUUCAACCUGAUGUACGAUGGCACCAAGGAGGUACCCAUGAACCCGGUGAAGAUAUACCAAGUGUGUGACAUCCCGCAACCUCAGGGAUCAAUCAUUAACCCAGGAUCCACUGGAUCUGCUCCUUGGGAUGAGAAGGAUAAUGAUGUAGAUGAAGAAGAUGAAGAAGAUGAGCUUGAUCAGUCACAGCACCAUGUUCCCAUCCAGGACACUUUCCCCUUCCUGAACAUCAAUGGUUCUCCCAUGGCACCAGCCAGUGUGGGCAACUGCAGCCCUGAAGCAGUGUGGCCCAAAACUGAGCCUCUGGAAAUAGAUGUACCCCAGGCACCUAUACAGCCCUUCUAUAGCUCUCCAGAGCUGUGGAUCAGCUCUCUCCCAAUGACUGACUUGGACAUCAAGUUUCAGUACCGUGGGAAGGAAUAUGGGCACACCAUGACCGUGAGCAACCCCCAGGGCUGCCGGCUCUUCUAUGGGGACCUGGGUCCCAUGCCUGACCAAGAGGAACUCUUUGGUCCCGUCAGUCUGGAGCAGGUGAAGUUCCCAGGUCCAGAGCAUAUCACCAAUGAGAAGCAGAAGCUGUUCACCAGUAAGCUGCUAGACGUCAUGGACAGAGGACUGAUCCUGGAGGUCAGCGGUCAUGCCAUUUAUGCCAUCAGGCUGUGCCAGUGCAAAGUAUACUGGUCUGGGCCAUGUGCCCCAUCACUUGUUGCCCCCAACCUGAUUGAGAGACAAAAGAAGGUCAAACUGUUUUGCCUGGAAACGUUCCUUAGUGAUCUCAUUGCCCACCAGAAAGGACAGAUAGAGAAGCAGCCACCAUUUGAGAUCUACUUAUGCUUUGGGGAAGAAUGGCCAGAUGGGAAACCCCUGGAAAGGAAACUCAUCUUGGUUCAGGUCAUUCCAGUGGUAGCUCGGAUGAUCUACGAGAUGUUUUCUGGUGAUUUUACACGGUCCUUUGACAGUGGCAGUGUCCGCCUGCAGAUCUCAACUCCAGACAUCAAAGAUAACAUCGUUGCUCAACUGAAGCAGCUGUACCGCAUCCUCCAAACCCAAGAAAGCUGGCAGCCCAUGCAGCCUGCCCCCAGCAUGCAACUCCCCCCUGCCCUGCCAGCCCAGUAACCAUGAAUGCCAUCUUUUUUUACAAUAUUGUACAUAGCGGUAUUUUUUAUUAUUCAGAUUUAACCAGCUUUUGAACCUCUUCUUUCUAACAAUGUUAGUGGCCUCCAAUUCUCCACAGUAUGCCUGGCUUUUAAAGUUGAUUUAAUUUAUGGAAAAAAAUCACCUUUCAUAGUUCCCCUUUCUUUUUUGAAACCUCCCAGUGUUAGGGUAAUGUAGUAGAGGGAGAUUUGGCCUGGGACUUUGGACACCAACAUUCUAGCUGCAGCUCUGCUUCCGUGACCUUGAACUACUCAUUUAACCUCUAGGCUUCAGAUUCAUUACUGUAAAAUGAAGGGGUUGGAACAGUGCCUGACAUAAUGCCAGUUAAAACUCUGACCUGAUGACUUCAUUCUACUUGUACAAGGCAUAACUGCCUGGAAUAGAACCCUUCUGCGUUGUUCUUGCACCACAUUUUUUUUUCUUGCUUUCAUUAAAGUUCCCUCAAGCACUGAUUUGUCCAAGAUUGAUCUCCGUUUGACCAGUUCUGCUAGUAUAGGAAGCUGGCUCCCUGACGGAGUAAGGGAGAGGGAGGGGAGCUGGCUGGUUGCUUAGCAACCAAGCUUGAUAUCUAAAUAGAAAUAGGUGCCAAAGUCUGAAAAGCCACCUGGUCUGUGGAGUAAACGCUCAUAAACUGAGCUCCUCAAGGGAAUCUGUCAGCAAAAGGCCUAGGGAUUCUGCACAGUUGCUUGUCAGGUGUUUACCUUGCCACCACUAAGUAACACUCCGAGUGUGGUAGGUGAGAAUGUAUGACUCAGUGGUACCUUUCAGAGAGCAUAGAGCUUUUUCUUCUCUCUUCUUUUUGAGGAAUAGCUGGGAGUGAGCUGGGCAUCUAGGACAAAUUCCUGACUGAAAAAGGGACAGUUCCUUUUUGUUUGAAAACUUUUACAGUUUUGCUAUCAUUUGGACUUUUUGCAGUUGAAAAAAUGUAUUCAGGGUGAAGGAGGACUGGGCAGUGCUCUUCUGCCAAAGGCUCAUCUGGCCCAAAUCUACUUGUCCCCCUUCUUGUGGAGGUAGCUGGGUGUGAACUAUUUAAAGGUGAAGAGUGGUGUAGAACACUGUAGCUAUGGCUGCCACAGACUGGUCUUAUCUAUUAACUCUUGCUCCGUCUUCCAUUUUUUUGCCCUACCCACAACCUUAAAAAAAAAAAAAAGACAGUAUAAUUUAAACUCCAAGACCUAAAUGGAAAGCAAGAUAUUAAUCUCUGGUUGCAGGCCUCUAAUGCUCUUGAAUACUGAUGCCUCUCUGUGCCAGGCCAUUAUAAGAAAACCCAUGUCUAGUGUACUACCCUUAAACUAGGCCAUCCAGGCCAUCCCCUACUUGCUACUGUAGUUGAACUAGCUGAAAAAUCAGGUAGCUUCAAAAGCCAUAAGCUCAAUUUGGUUACAGGUGGCAGUGGGACUUACUUAGAAUGCUGAAGCUAUGGUUUUAGGAUCUCUAAGGGACGUAGUGGGAUCUGCUGUUAAACUAAAGCAUGACCAAGAUAAAUCUGGGUAAAUGUCAGGUGCUCAGCUGUGAGCAGCAUUUGGGCUUCUAGAGACCAGGAAACAUGCAAGGUACAGAAACUUUGUGAUUUUUGGUCAUUUUAGUUGAGUGGGUAACAUGGAGGGUUUAGUUUUGGUGUCUGGCUAACUCUGUAACUGCACAGCUCAAAGUUAAAAAGGUAAAUUGGGAGGGCAACUGCUAGAUCUGGGUUGUCCUUUUCCCUUAUGCUGUGAAACACUAAUAGCCAGGCUCUCCAUCUGGAUGGAGGCCCAGAAAAUAUGAGCUGGCAAAAGGUGAUGAAGAUUGUGUUCUGAAGGGCCAAGAAGGAUCAAACUUGUAUGUAACUGUAAUGAAAAGUUUACAAAGAUGCCAGAGGAAUGGA
This is a messenger RNA of Lutra lutra (Eurasian river otter), 3602 nucleotides long. RefSeq names its product interferon regulatory factor 6 (gene IRF6). Lineage: Eukaryota; Metazoa; Chordata; Mammalia; Carnivora; Mustelidae. The record is from RefSeq and is a predicted model, not a curated record. Gene Ontology annotation, cellular component: nucleus. The coding region runs from base 311 to 1699 and encodes 462 amino acids. Gene Ontology annotation, biological process: immune system process; regulation of transcription by RNA polymerase II. The transcript has 9 exons. Gene Ontology annotation, molecular function: protein binding; DNA-binding transcription factor activity, RNA polymerase II-specific; RNA polymerase II cis-regulatory region sequence-specific DNA binding.